AUGCCCAGUGAUUACGUUGAAUUGGAAUGGUCUACUUUGGAUGAAAAUCUCAAUGUAUCCGAUCGAGUCUUUUCCACCGAAUUAGGAGGGGAUAUCUUAGAUUCCCUUCUUCGUGAUUCUAAUCCUCCCUGUGAUCAACCACCAAUUAAUGGAUCAAGCUAUUCGGAAAUCCCUUAUCUAGAUACCGAAUUUCCCAUUGCUCAUGGCAUUAAUCUGCAAGUUGAUGAUUUAAUUCCACAUAAGGUUAGCAAUGCUUCUCUUGUCUCUAGUUCAUAUGAUCGAUUACGGAUAUCCACGAAAAUACUUUGCAGAGUUGGACGAAGUAUAGUAGCGGAGCAGUACCAGAGAAUGAAUUUAGGAAAAGUCAAGUUGGAAGGUGGUAAGCCAAUAAAAAUGACUGAGGAAACAGUUCAAAGAGACCGUGAGUUGUUACAGAGAACACUUACAGGAGCAGGGAUAACUAUAGCUCGUAUAAAGUGGAGAACAAAGGAUUUAGGAGAUUUGUACAAACAUACCUGUGUUAAAGAAGGCUGUUGUUAUCAUUCCUAUUCUUAUGAACACCUAAUAAAACACCUCAAGAUGGGACAUUACGUUCUUGAAGAAUUACUCCCGGACGCAGAAGAUGAUCCUAAUGAAUUGACUUCGCCUUUUCUUUGCUUUCCAAUAAAUCCUCUGAAAAUGACUGAUCAUGGCAGGAAUAUCUACUUGUGCCAGCAUUGCAAUUUAUAUUUUGGCUCACAGAAGUCGAUAGUAACUCAUUAUUUAGAAAUGCACAAUGUGAACAUACCAGAGACUAAUGAGUUAAAUGUAUUCGACACAUGCAGUUUUUGUCGAGAAUUAAUAGAUAAGGAGGGUGAUAAACUACCUGUGUGUCGAUUGCGUCUGGACAGCAAGUUGCCGAAAUUUAUAUGGAAUGAGAUUGGAAAAUAUUUGGAAUUUGACCCUGCACGAGGAAUCGGUGCUCACGUGCUGACAUCGCUUAUGCUAUUUCCCAAUGCUAAGUCGCCUCUGUUAAUGUCGAGGAAUGUAUUUGAUUCUAUUCAAGACACUUUGGAAAGCAACUUUGGAGAUAUUAGUCGCCGCUUUAGGACAGCUAUAUCAACAUUUCGUGGGAGUUAUCACUCUUGUGGUCAAGACCCAUAUAAAAAAUCUGUGAGUGGCAUUCUCGAUAUCGCAGAGUUAGAAAAAUUCAAAACUUUGAAGCGACCUCACACUGUUCUCGGCGUUGGGGGUGAUGAAGAAGCUUUAAGAGGUCAAAAGAGGUCUCGACCCAAUGAUAUAAAGAAACAGAUUCUAAUGACUGAUAAUAAUUCCCUUCGGGAAUCUUUUGAUCGAAAGAAAAAAGUUAUAGUAAUACAAAAUCGGUCAGAAGAUGGUACUUGGAAUUCAUCCCCGCAGAAUUCACCAUCAAUAGUGAGAAUUAUUCAUUCUCCUAAGACUACUGAGGCAGGACAUUGUCAUAACACUGUUGACGCGAGAUCUCCUAACGUAGUUAUAACCGAAUCGAAAACUAUGCCUGUUUCUUCAAACCCUUCUGGAUUUCCUGCCAAUGAGCCGGCAAGGGCCACAACCAUGCACUAUGUCUGCAAUCCUACUGCCUCCAACUCCAACAAUCCUGUCUCAGCAGUUCCAACACCUCUACCCAAAACCCUAUUACAUUCGCUACGACCGAGAGGGGAAGUAUUGUGGGACACUUCAUCAAUGACCAAAUAG
This is a messenger RNA of Rodentolepis nana, 1713 nucleotides long. The record is from the annotation of a GenBank genome assembly. Lineage: Eukaryota; Metazoa; Platyhelminthes; Cestoda; Cyclophyllidea; Hymenolepididae.